AAGAAGAUAAGAUAAAUUACAUCGUGAGAGAGAAAUGGCAGAAACCAUCCAUUUUAUGUCAGCAAGGCAUAUAAAUCAAGUUUUCAAACAAUGGCCAACGAAAUCACCGAAGCUUCAGACAUCCAAAAUCUGCCCAGCUGCUUUCAAGAAAAACGACUUCUCACUGAUUACGAAAAAGAGUAGCAAGAGUCCGCGGCGUUUGAUCACAAUAUCAACAUCGGAUGGAAGAUGGCAUACAAAUUGGAGUACUGAGUACCUUGUAUCUCUGCAGGAUUUGCAAUUGGAAGAUCUGGUUGAAGAUGAACACAAGGAUGCAAAUGUUUCCAUCAACCUCACCAUCCAAAAGCAUGCCAGCUUUGGCUUCUCAGUAGAUGGAAGGAUCAUCUCUUCCUUCACUCGAAAAUGUAGUAACUGUUCUUCCCCAUAUUGCAGAGAGAUAGAUACAAGCUUUAACGUUUGGGUUUUACUAUCAAGUAGAGACAACAAGCGCAACAAUAAUAUUCAGCUGCCUGAAAUUGGUGGCGAUGAUCCAUCAGUUAUCUACGUUAAACCAGGAUAUCAAGCUGAACUCGAUUCACUGGUACAGGACACCAUCCGCCUUACCACCACAGUUAAGGAUACUUGUUCAGAGUCAUGUGAAAAAUCUGAUCCUAAAAUUCAAUAUAUUGGUGCACAAAAUACUGCUUCCGUUGAUAAAAGAUGGGGAAGACUUUUGGAGUUAAGGAAUGCGUAUCUUUAGAUUGAAUUUAAUAAUAAAUGUCAUUGGUGUGCACGUUUCAUGGAAUUGCUUAGUAUUAUGGUGUGAGUUGAGUUGAGUUACUUAUUGUAUAAUCCUCUGUAUAUAUAUAGUUUUCUUUUCUUUUUUUAUUCUACUGUCU
Molecule: messenger RNA, 878 nt
Organism: Pistacia vera
Lineage: Eukaryota; Viridiplantae; Streptophyta; Magnoliopsida; Sapindales; Anacardiaceae
Product: large ribosomal RNA subunit accumulation protein YCED homolog 2, chloroplastic
Exons: 7
Coding region: 35-739 (234 amino acids)
Source: RefSeq, a predicted model, not a curated record